AUUGUAUGGGGCGUUUUCCACUUCAGUUUAUUUUUAGUAAGGAAACUACAUGUACUAGUAUCUGACAGAAGAAUAUACGACAACAUUGAUGAAAACAAGAUGGACAUUUCGAAAAUAGCGAAGCAACUUGUUAAGUCAGUAGCGUCAGCAGAGAAUGUGAAAAUUGGUUCAUUCUGGGAGAAUAGCACAUGCAUCAUCGUGUUCCUGCGUCGGUUUGGAUGACCCUUCUGUCGCCUUAGUUCAAGGCAAAUCUCCGAGUUGAAACCUCGGCUUGAUGACAACAAUGUUCGCCUUGUUGGAAUCGGCCUUGAGGAACUUGGAGUAGAAGAGUUUGUGAAAGGGGAAUUUUUCAAAGGAGAAUUGUACAUAGACAUGAAAAAAGAAGCAUACAAAGCACUGGGCUUUAAGAGACUAAACAUCUUCAAUUUGUGGCCAUCAAUCUUCGGCAAGAAAUCACGGGAAAUGAACAGUGAGGCGAAGAAAAAUGAUGUUGGAGGAAAUAUGGCUGGGGAUGGGAUGCAGAAUGGUGGGGUGCUGAUUGUGGAGAAGGGAGGCAAAUUGUUGCUUAGCUUCAAACAAGAGAAUGCUUCAGACCAUGUGGAAAACAGUGAAGUCCUGAAAGCACUGGGCUUAUCAGCUGAGGAUGGGGCCUCAAGUGGGGGUGAAAAAGGUGCUGAAGGAGGGGCCACAGGGGGGCCAAAGGUUGUGUGCGAGGAAGAUGUGUGCAGACUUGAAAAGUAGAUACACGUAACAUUGUGUUCAGUGGAUUUAAUAUGUAGAUCGUCAGUGUUGAGAAAGUUUUCAAAGAUGGUACUAUUUUGCUUUUUAUGUACAUUUAGUGAAUGAACAAACUAUUAUGAUUGUAAACUCUGUGUUUGGUAUACAUGUACUCAUUCAAAAUACACAUUCAGCAUCUAGAAAGAGUUGAAAUAAAAGUUAGUUCUGUUUUAUUUUUAACAAGAAAUGUGACUUAAAUUGAAAGAAACAGUUUUAAUCAAAUCUGUUGGAAAUAUACAGUAAUUCAGUGUAAUAUAUUUUUGAAACAUUUCUUAAAAGCAAUCUAGAAGUAAAAAUAAUAUACAAAUAUUUUACUUAUUAGCUUGGAAAUAUGAGCUGCAUUUAAAAGUAAAUUACUGUUUUGUUACAUGAUACUGCAUGAUAUAUAAUGACGUCAUGUGAUAAACUGUUUCCAGUCUAUAAAAAGACCGGUCAAUAUGGCUUUUUAUUCUGUGUUCAAAAUUUGCUCUUUGUCCAAUCAUGGGCUGUUUAUUUAUAGAUCAUGUAAUAAUAGCUAUUUUUUUCUAAUUAGGCAUAAUCAAUUUACUGUUUUGAAUGCUCAUUGUUUGCAAUUUCUUAAAAAAAGUCUUAUAUAUACCAGUAUACAGAGUUCGCAGUAUAAUGUAAUACCAAGUUUUAUGUUAAUAAAAUUGAUCAUGAUAAGGCUUUGAAGCCAGAUAUUAUAUAGCAUUGACCAUUAUAAUGAUUCAUAGUAUAAAUCAUUAUAAUGGUCAAACCUAUACUCUAACAUUUGGUCAGCUCAUAAAACUCAGUGUAUGAAUUUCAUACCGUUAGGAGUUUUAUGAGCUGACCAAAUGUUAGAGUUUCCAGCAUGUUGGUGCUCAUUGGUUAUAGGCAAAAGCUUUAGUUGAAAUGUCGGAACACCAACUUACCCAGUAUACUAUUUUCUAAAAUAAUGCUCAUUUUAUCUGCUGGAUAAUAAUCUAUUGAAAUUUCAUUGAAUUGUCUCCCUUUUUGUAUGAUCACAGGGCUUGGUAACACUGGUCAUGACCUGCUUUUAUUGUAACGCUUAGGUAGGUGUUGUUAGUUUAAUUAUUAUUUUUCAUUAAACUUUUGACAAAUAUAUAAUGUAUAUUAAUAUGUAAAUGUUAAGUUUCAAAUUCCCUUGAUAAUUACAAUUGUCUUCAUAAGAUGUGCCGUGUGAUGCUAAUUUCUGUAACCAACUUGCUUGGUGGAAAUUUGGUUGAUGUUUGCCUUCUUAAGACCUUUGUAAAUUGUUGAUGUAAAUUAGAAAUUAAAUUGAUUGUUUUGGGCAUUAUUUCAUAUUAUAUUGAUUUUGUAAUAAACCCAAUGGACACGGUU
Molecule: messenger RNA, 2100 nt
Organism: Mya arenaria
Lineage: Eukaryota; Metazoa; Mollusca; Bivalvia; Myida; Myidae
Product: prostamide/prostaglandin F synthase-like
Exons: 6
Coding region: 373-741 (122 amino acids)
Source: RefSeq, a predicted model, not a curated record